CAGCUCGCAUCAGUUCAAAUUGAAACGCGAUUGUGUUGUAUCAUAAGCUACGAGCUACAUAUCUAUUAGUGUCUCUUUGGUAACUUUUGCAGUUUGACGAGUUGUUAUUGUGAAAUGUCUCUGUUACCGUAUUUGUUGGAGGAAAGCCUUUUAGGGCGUCCAUCAAGAAUAUUAGACCAACAUUUUGGCUUAACACUGGAUCCUGAUGAUUUUGUUCAACCUAUGACUGUUCCAAGAACUCUCGUAGUUUGUCCUGCCGGUUACUUGAGAAACUGGAGAUCUGCAGCGUCCCAGCAAGAUUCUGGAUCAACGGUUACUUUCGACAAGGACAAGUUCCAGGCAAAUCUAGACGUGCAGCAGUUCAAACCUGAGGAAAUAUCUGUCAAGGUAACUGGAGAGAACACCAUCACCAUCGAAGGGAAACACGAGGAGAAGAAGGAUGAACAUGGACAAAUAUACAGACACUUCGUCAGAACAUACAAGAUUCCAAAGAAUUGUGAUAUGAGUAAAGUGGAGUCAAAAUUGUCCAGUGAUGGAGUCCUCAGCAUUAUGGCUCCAAGGUUGGAAGAGAUGGACGUUGAACACAAAAAUAUUCCUAUCACUCAAACUGGGGAGCCUGCCAAGGAAAAAAGUAAGAAAAAAAAUGAAGAGGAUAAGAAACUGAAAGAAAAAUAAAAUUGUCAGGAAUUGAAUUCAAUUUUUUUCUUACAAGAAAUGUAUUAUUUACUGAAGACUGUUUAGUUAUAAUUGAUGUUUUGUUUUCAUUUAUAGGUUUUUCAUAAAUAAAUUAAAGUUUGUUUGG
Molecule: messenger RNA, 802 nt
Organism: Leptinotarsa decemlineata (Colorado potato beetle)
Lineage: Eukaryota; Metazoa; Arthropoda; Insecta; Coleoptera; Chrysomelidae
Product: protein lethal(2)essential for life-like
Biological process (GO): protein refolding; response to heat
Cellular component (GO): nucleus; cytoplasm
Source: RefSeq, a predicted model, not a curated record